AUGUUCAGCUUUUCCGACGACAUGAACGAGGUGUUCAACGACUUCUUAACUGGAGGCGCUGGCGGGUUUCGCCGUGAGGGUCGCCUGCGUAAACCCAAGGAGGAGACUUGCACGUUACCUGUCACUCUCAGGGACUUGUACAACGGCAAGGUGAUCAAGGUUCCACGUAAACACACCAUCGCAUGCGUCUCCUGUGAAGGAUACGGAAUGAAGAAUAAAAGUUCAAGUGCAUGUCCAGCGUGCCGAGGCAGCGGUACUCGUAUGAUGAUGCAUCAAAUGGGCAUGAUGAUGCAGCAAGUGACAAUGACGUGCGAUGUGUGUGGCGGUUCAGGUCGUCUUAUUCGUGCUGUAGAUGCAUGUCCCGUGUGCCGUGGGAAAAGAACGAAGGAGAUUAAAUCAUCGCUGACAGUGCGAGUGGAGCCUGGCAUGGGUCAUCGCGAGGAAAUUGUGCUGCGCGGAGAAGGAGAUUUUGAUCUGGAUACACACGCGUGUGGCGAUAUAUAUGUCCUUUUGGAGGAGACGAACGAUGAUCUAUUCGUGCGUGACGGCGACGACCUUUACAUUACCAAGAACAUCACUCUGGCGGAAUCCCUAUGCGGAUUUCAGUUUGUUUUUGAGCAUUUAGAUGGUAAGGAUCUAAUAGUGCGACGUGAGCGGGGUGAUAUCACCAAGCCAGGCGAGACGAAGGUGGUGGUGGGGAAGGGCAUGCCGCUGUAUAAGCGUCCUGGACAAUUUGGUGACCUGAUAAUAAAGUUCAAUGUUGAAUUCCCACCACGAGUAGAGCAGUUCCAAAUAGAUCUCCUCCAGCGCGCCCUACCCCCUCCGAAGAGUGUGGAGCCAGAGACCUGCGAAGACGCGCAAGAGUGUCACGUGGUAAGAGAGGAACUCGGCCAUCUCCGUAGAGAGUUGGAGGGAGACGCACCCGAAGAAAAGGAAGGCCCGAGUGUCGGUUGCGCUGCUCAGUAA
Trypanosoma grayi is the source of this 966-nucleotide messenger RNA. RefSeq names its product heat shock protein DnaJ. Bases 1 to 966 code for a protein of 321 amino acids. The record is from RefSeq and is a predicted model, not a curated record. Gene Ontology annotation, molecular function: Hsp70 protein binding. The transcript has a single exon. Lineage: Eukaryota; Euglenozoa; Kinetoplastea; Trypanosomatida; Trypanosomatidae. Gene Ontology annotation, biological process: protein refolding. Gene Ontology annotation, cellular component: cytosol; cytoplasm.